Messenger RNA from Lodderomyces theae, 549 nucleotides. Its product is annotated as riboflavin kinase. Gene Ontology annotation, molecular function: riboflavin kinase activity. Lineage: Eukaryota; Fungi; Ascomycota; Pichiomycetes; Serinales; Debaryomycetaceae. Gene Ontology annotation, cellular component: mitochondrion. Gene Ontology annotation, biological process: FMN biosynthetic process; riboflavin biosynthetic process. Bases 1 to 549 code for a protein of 182 amino acids. The record is from RefSeq and is a predicted model, not a curated record. The transcript has a single exon.
AUGACUAGACCAGAGACGAUAGUCCCCGAGACUCCACAACCGCCAUACCCAAUAAGACACAAAUCUCAAAUCAUAUCCGGCUUUGGUCGAGGCUCAAGCGAAUUAGGAAUCCCCACCGCCAACAUCCCCGUCCACGACGAACUCAACAACUUACCUACUGGGAUCUACUAUGGGUGGUGUAAGAUAUACCCGCACCCACAGGAAUCAGACACUACUGAUAAGAGACCCGAUGGACAGGAUGUCCUAUUCAAUCAUGGUAACAAUUUGUGCAAGACUGAUUUAUCUACUGUAUGGCCUAUGGUUAUGUCGAUUGGAUGGAAUCCAUUCUAUCAUAACAAGACCAAAGCCGCCGAAAUACAUAUCAUCAAUAAGUUUAGUUCUAAUUUUUAUGGUGCUGAUUUGGAAUAUGUUGUAUUGGGGUAUAUAAGACCAGAAUUGAAUUAUACCACGAAGGAAGCAUUGAUUAAGGAUAUUGAAUUGGAUAUAAGUAUUGCUAAGGAUAUUUUGAAGAGAGAGGAGUAUGCCAAGUAUGAACAUGAGUUGGAAUAG